This is a messenger RNA of Vicia villosa (hairy vetch), 698 nucleotides long. RefSeq names its product probable histone H2B.1. Gene Ontology annotation, molecular function: structural constituent of chromatin; DNA binding; protein heterodimerization activity. The record is from RefSeq and is a predicted model, not a curated record. Lineage: Eukaryota; Viridiplantae; Streptophyta; Magnoliopsida; Fabales; Fabaceae. The transcript has a single exon. Gene Ontology annotation, cellular component: nucleosome. Gene Ontology annotation, biological process: nucleosome assembly. Bases 71 to 517 code for a protein of 148 amino acids.
UCCAACAACACAAUUUCCAUUCUUCUUCUUAUUUCACUUCAAAUCUCAAUCUCAAACCCUAAUUUUCCCAAUGGCGCCAAAAGGAGAGAAGAAGAUAGCUGAGAAGAAACCCGCAGAGGAGAAGAAGACAACGGUAGCCGAGAAAGCUCCGGCGGAGAAGAAGCCAAAGGCCGGCAAGAAGCUCCCAAAGGAAAGCGGUGCCGCUGCCGGAGACAAGAAGAAGAAGAGGAACAAGAAGAGCGUUGAAACAUACAAGAUCUACAUCUUCAAGGUUCUGAAGCAAGUUCACCCAGACAUUGGUAUCUCAAGCAAGGCCAUGGGAAUCAUGAACAGUUUCAUCAACGAUAUCUUCGAGAAGCUUGCCGCAGAAUCAUCAAGACUUGCAAGGUACAACAAGAAGCCGACGAUAACUUCGAGGGAGAUUCAGACCGCGGUCAGACUUGUGCUGCCCGGGGAAUUGGCGAAACAUGCGGUUUCUGAGGGUACAAAGGCUGUAACUAAGUUCACUAGUGCUUAAUUUUGAAACUCCUGUUUAGGGGUUGAUUGUGUGAUUAGGUGGAUCUAAUGGAUCUGUGUAUUAUCUUUGAAGUUGAAACUGUGGAUUUGAUUUGAUUUGACUCAAAAUGUAUUAUGAUGCAUUGAUUCCAUUCAAAGAUUAUAUGUAUAUUUUGAGAUCGAUGAGAUCCCCUUUUUUCUAA